AUGAAGCUGCUGAGAGUCCUUGUGCUGAUUGCCCUCCCCCUUUACUGUUUUGCAGGUUCUGGAUGCUCAUCUCUAGAAGAGGUGAUUAACAAAACUAUCGAUUCUCAAGUGAGCGUGGAAGAAUACCAAAAUUUACUUAAAUCCUACUCAUCUGGUCCCGCAACUGACGAGGCCAUAGCACAACUGAAGCAAUGUUUUCUCAGCCAGUCGGAUGAAAUUCUGACCAAAGUUGGCACGCUGUUGGUAACUACGGUUUCUUCUAAUGAGCUUUAA
Messenger RNA from Leptonychotes weddellii (Weddell seal), 273 nucleotides. RefSeq names its product secretoglobin family 2A member 2 (gene SCGB2A2). Gene Ontology annotation, biological process: androgen receptor signaling pathway. NCBI's taxonomy places the organism in Eukaryota, Metazoa, Chordata, Mammalia, Carnivora, Phocidae. The record is from RefSeq and is a predicted model, not a curated record.